This is a messenger RNA of Aspergillus alliaceus, 2383 nucleotides long. Its product is annotated as putative C6 transcription factor. Gene Ontology annotation, biological process: regulation of DNA-templated transcription; DNA-templated transcription. NCBI's taxonomy places the organism in Eukaryota, Fungi, Ascomycota, Eurotiomycetes, Eurotiales, Aspergillaceae. Gene Ontology annotation, molecular function: zinc ion binding; DNA-binding transcription factor activity, RNA polymerase II-specific; DNA binding. The transcript is spliced from 8 exons. The coding region runs from base 151 to 2304 and encodes 717 amino acids. The record is from RefSeq and is a predicted model, not a curated record.
GCGGAAUCCGAGACCGUAUUUGACUUCCCCAUCAGACCCUCGCGUCAUGACAUUUUUCCCCCAAACCGCCCCUUACCCAGUGGGAAGUUAGCAUUACCAAUUCGUAUACAUUAUCCCAUCUCGGUUAUCUUGCACUAAUUAACGCCCAGAAUGGAGCCCGAGGGCCCCGAGAGUGAUAGCAGGGACUCCCUUCCUGUUAGGCGUGCCUGUGACCAAUGUCGUCUUAGAAAGAUACGAUGUGACAAACGGUCACCAUGCUCUAAUUGCCGUAGCUCGCAGAUUGCUUGUCGCACUACAGGCGCAGGUCAAAAACCAAGGGAACAAAGGAGACGAGUCCUAAUCUCCGAUCAAUAUGAAAGAAAAAUUGAUCUGAUCGAGGAUCGUCUGACUAGCAUAGAACAGGUCCUUCGUGACCUAAAGUCUACUGUUACUUCCAACACUCCGGCUGAGACCUGCUUCCAUGCAACCCCAGAUUCGGGGCAGAUGACCCCGUCUGCUCCUGGCCUUGCGUCUGACAUUAACGCCGCACUAGAUCAACACGAGUCUGGCCCCACGUUUGAGGGAAAUUCGUCUCUUUUAGCCCAUUCGGCCUACGCAAGUGAGUUCCUAGAGACAGCGGUUUCCCGUAGUGCGCUGCAAUUAUCUAGUCCGAAGAUCAGUGCUGCUCUCUCAACACUUAAGCAGCUUGUCACUAUGCAGGACCAUCAGGCACAUCCUUCGUCGAAGGAAGUUCGCUUUCCCAACCAGAAAGCUAUGCCCAGCUCUGGGUUACGAAAUCUGAGCAUGCCUCCUGUACAAGUUGUUUUGCCGUUAUUGCGCCGACUCAAAGACCACCCUGCAACGCUACUACUGGGGUUUUUCCCUUUUAUAACAGAAGACCGGCUGCUUGAAAAGUGUCGCAAGGUGUAUUUUGCCACAGAGGACUACACUGACGCAACAUUCAUUGUAGUGAAUGCAUGCCUGUUCUAUCUCUUUUGUGAACUAAGUAUCACCUCUACUGACGCCUCGAGCCAAGAACUGUAUGACAAAUAUGGUGACUUGUGUCGUGUCAACCUUGAGACAGGCCUCGCAAACCUGAACCUUUUGAUGCCUGCAACAAUAGAUUCUAUAGAAGCGCUCACCAUGGGAGCUAUCCAUGCAAUUGAAAUCUCGAAACCCUCGUUCGCUUUGGCAUUGACUUCAACCGCAUCUAGGAUGUGCCAAACGCUCGGUUAUCAUCGAAGUUCAUCAAUGGAGAACGACAAGCCUGGCAUAAAGCAAACCAAGCUCCGCAUCUUUUGGGCAGUGUAUGUUACAGAUAAAGCUCUUUCGUUGCGGCUUGGUCGUGCCCCAUCUAUACAGGACUACGAUAUUUCUUUACCGACAAAGUUUGAACAACUUGGAAACUUUGAGCCGUGGAGAACCAUUUACCCGCUAUGGAUUCAACUAGCAAGGAUUCAGGGCAAAGUAUAUGAAAUGCUCUACAGCCCUGCAGCCCUUCGUAAACCGGCCAGCGAAAGAGCACUAUGUGCUCGCCAACUAGCAUCCGAGAUGCAAUCGAGUGUUACUGAGCCAUUUAAGAAGGUCACCCCCAAGAUCUCUGGAAUCUCAGACCUAGACGAGAUCUACCUCCGGUCGGAUGAAGUCUGCCGCCUAUCUGUGUUGACCCUAAUUUACAGAGCUAUCCCCGCGAAUGCGGAUAGUCCGAGCACGUUCAUUGAUGAAUGCAUAGAAACAGCCCGACUGACACUAGCAAUGCACCAAGACUGUAUGACAAUGUUGGAACAGGGUAAUAGAAGUAACGAAGUCAAGUGUUCGUACUUACACUGGACGAUAUUAUACUCACCAUUCGUGCCGUUUAUAGUCUUGUUUUGUCAUGUUAUCGAAUCCUCCUCAUAUGCAGAUCUCACGCGACUAGAAGAUUUUGUCAACUCGCUCCAGCCCAACUGUGCAUUGUCGGAAGCUAUUGCAAAAAUGCACCGACUCUGCCAGGUUCUCAGCAACGUGGCGAAGCUAUAUGUCGAGGCCAAAGCGCAGGCCCAGACGCAAGAGAAUGAAGCCUUGGCGUCCGUCGGCCAAGAAUUUGACGUUUAUCUCAGUGCUCUUGGCUUAGCGCCUACACAGGCUGAAGCUGGUGAUCCUCGAUGGAAUGGCCCUACUCCUGAGUCGGGACCUAUUUCCGGAGAUCUGAGAGAAGGUACCGAAGGUCAAGGAUUCCCACCCGCUAUGCUCCAGACUACACUGGGCAGCUGGUUCUCAGGGAAUCAACAUAUGAUGGGCCUGUUAGAGGAGGAUCUAUCUCUUUUUGAUCCAUCUGCAUGGUAGUGAAGCUGCGUAAAUAGGAUCAUUCCAUUCUUUUGGAAUAUUCCGUGAUAUGGAUACAGCCGGUGGCACUUCUCGACUU